Messenger RNA from Apodemus sylvaticus (European woodmouse), 1782 nucleotides. RefSeq names its product ATP synthase F1 subunit beta (gene Atp5f1b). The record is from RefSeq and is a predicted model, not a curated record. Bases 30 to 1619 code for a protein of 529 amino acids. Gene Ontology annotation, molecular function: proton-transporting ATP synthase activity, rotational mechanism; ATP hydrolysis activity; ATP binding. Gene Ontology annotation, biological process: proton motive force-driven mitochondrial ATP synthesis; proton transmembrane transport. NCBI's taxonomy places the organism in Eukaryota, Metazoa, Chordata, Mammalia, Rodentia, Muridae. The transcript is spliced from 10 exons.
CAGUGCUCAGUCUCCACCCGGACUCCGCCAUGUUGAGUCUUGUGGGGCGUGUGGCCUCGGCCUCGGCCUCCGGGGCCUUGCGGGGACUCAGCCCUUCGGUGGCGCUGCCACAGGCGCAGCUUCUACUGCGAGCAGCUCCCGCCGGGGUCCAUCCUGCCAGAGACUAUGCGGCGCAGGCGUCUGCGGCCCCGAAGGCAGGCGGCGCCACUGGGCGAAUCGUGGCAGUCAUCGGCGCCGUGGUGGACGUCCAGUUCGAUGAGGGAUUACCACCCAUCCUGAAUGCCCUGGAAGUGCAAGGCAGGGAUAGCAGACUGGUUUUGGAGGUGGCCCAGCAUUUAGGGGAGAGCACGGUCAGAACUAUUGCUAUGGACGGCACUGAAGGCUUGGUUAGAGGCCAGAAAGUACUGGAUUCAGGUGCACCAAUCAAAAUUCCUGUGGGUCCUGAGACCUUGGGCAGAAUCAUGAAUGUCAUUGGAGAACCUAUUGAUGAGAGAGGCCCCAUCAAAACCAAACAGUUCGCCCCCAUCCACGCUGAGGCUCCUGAGUUCGUAGAGAUGAGUGUUGAGCAGGAGAUCCUGGUGACUGGGAUAAAGGUUGUGGAUCUGCUGGCCCCAUACGCCAAGGGGGGGAAGAUCGGACUCUUUGGAGGUGCUGGUGUGGGAAAGACAGUACUGAUCAUGGAGUUAAUCAACAAUGUUGCCAAAGCCCAUGGUGGUUACUCUGUAUUUGCUGGUGUUGGUGAGAGGACCCGUGAGGGUAAUGAUUUAUACCAUGAAAUGAUUGAAUCUGGUGUUAUCAACCUAAAAGAUGCCACUUCCAAGGUUUCGCUGGUGUAUGGACAAAUGAAUGAACCACCUGGUGCUCGUGCCCGGGUAGCUCUGACGGGUCUGACCGUUGCUGAAUACUUCAGAGACCAGGAAGGCCAAGAUGUCCUGCUGUUUAUUGACAACAUCUUCCGCUUCACCCAGGCUGGCUCAGAGGUAUCUGCCUUAUUGGGCAGAAUCCCUUCUGCUGUGGGCUACCAGCCUACCCUAGCCACUGACAUGGGUACAAUGCAGGAAAGAAUCACCACCACCAAGAAGGGAUCUAUCACCUCCGUGCAGGCUAUCUAUGUGCCCGCUGAUGACCUGACUGACCCUGCCCCUGCAACUACCUUUGCCCAUUUGGAUGCCACCACUGUGCUGUCCCGGGCUAUUGCUGAGUUGGGUAUCUACCCAGCUGUGGACCCGUUGGACUCCACCUCUCGCAUUAUGGAUCCCAACAUUGUUGGCAAUGAGCAUUACGAUGUCGCCCGAGGGGUGCAGAAAAUCCUGCAGGACUACAAAUCUCUCCAGGACAUCAUUGCCAUCUUGGGUAUGGAUGAACUUUCUGAGGAAGAUAAAUUGACUGUGUCCCGGGCAAGGAAGAUACAGCGCUUCUUGUCCCAGCCAUUCCAGGUUGCUGAGGUCUUCACAGGUCACAUGGGAAAACUGGUGCCUCUGAAGGAGACCAUUAAAGGAUUUCAGCAGAUUUUAGCAGGUGACUAUGACCAUCUCCCAGAACAAGCCUUCUACAUGGUGGGACCCAUUGAAGAAGCUGUGGCAAAAGCUGAUAAGCUGGCAGAAGAGCAUGGGUCGUGAGCAGCCAGACCUUCAGCCAAACGCAGCACUGCACUGACCUCUCCAUGCGGAUGGAUAGCUCAGUUUUCCAUGUAGGCCACACAAGAAAGAGCCUUGAUUGAAGAUGUGAUGUUCUCUCUGAAGAGUAUUUAAAGUUUUCAAUAAAGUACAUACAUACCCCUCA